CACGGGAUGCACCACUGCCGCAGCGACCUCUCCACACGUUCCGAUGAUUGCGCUAGAUGCGUCGCGCAAGCUGCUCGCAUACUACAAAAUCUCUGUGGCGGCGCGUCCGGCGGCGCGUUGCUUCUCGAAGGCUGUUUCGUGGAGUAUGAGAACACUAAGUUCCUCGGCGUGGCGAAUAAGACGUUGCUGGCUAGGGUAUGCGGGACACCGUGGGGGUAUAGCUCGGACGAGUUGACUAAGACCAGUAAGAUGGUGAGUUUUGUAGUGGACGCCAAUAGCGUACCUUACAGAGCUUGGAUAGGAAAGGGAUCGCAAGCUGUGGCGCAGUGUACUGGAGACCUUAGUGCGAGUGACUGUAACGACUGUUUGAAGGAAGCGAACAAACAGCUGAAGUCAUUGUGUGGAAUAACCGCAUGGGGUGAAGUUCACUUAGCCAAAUGUUACGUGCGU
Molecule: messenger RNA, 450 nt
Organism: Brassica oleracea var. oleracea
Lineage: Eukaryota; Viridiplantae; Streptophyta; Magnoliopsida; Brassicales; Brassicaceae
Product: cysteine-rich repeat secretory protein 12-like
Exons: 1
Cellular component (GO): plasmodesma
Source: RefSeq, a predicted model, not a curated record